Ceratina calcarata is the source of this 4389-nucleotide messenger RNA. It is a transcript of the gene Vinc, whose product is annotated as vinculin. Gene Ontology annotation, biological process: cell adhesion. NCBI's taxonomy places the organism in Eukaryota, Metazoa, Arthropoda, Insecta, Hymenoptera, Apidae. The record is from RefSeq and is a predicted model, not a curated record. The transcript is spliced from 21 exons. Gene Ontology annotation, molecular function: structural molecule activity; actin filament binding. Gene Ontology annotation, cellular component: actin cytoskeleton. Bases 31 to 3222 code for a protein of 1063 amino acids.
UCGCACAUUCGCGAGUAAGAUUCUAUCGAGAUGCCGGUGUUCCACACAAAAACCAUAGAAAGCAUCCUCGAGCCUGUUGCACAGCAGGUCUCGCGGCUGGUCAUUCUGCAUGAAGAGGCUGAAGAUGGGAAUGCAAUGCCCGAUUUGGGGAGACCUGUGCAAGCAGUUAGCAUGGCAGUGGCGAAUCUCGUUAAGGUGGGGAAAGAGACGAUCAAUUCUUCUGACGAUGCUCUGCUCAAACAAGAUAUGCCCGCUGCGUUGCAACGUGUCGAAGGUGCCUCGCGCCUCUUGGAAGAGGCUUCGGCAAUGUUGAAACAAGAUCCGUACUCUGGACCUGCUAGGAAGAAGCUUAUCGAGGGCUCGCGUGGAAUUCUUCAAGGAACCAGCUCCUUAUUGCUGUGCUUUGACGAGAGCGAAGUACGAAAAAUCAUUCGAGAAUGUAAAAGAGUAUUGGAUUACUUGGCAGUCACGGAAGUUAUCGAAACGAUGGAAGACUUGGUUCAUUUUCUUAAAAACUUGAGUCCUUGCCUCAGUAAAGUGUCGAAAGAAGUGAGCGCUCGUGAGAAGGAGUUGACCCAUCAAGUGCACAGAGAGAUUCUAGUACGCUGCUUGGAGCAGGUGAAAACGCUCGCACCGAUUCUCAUCUGCUCCAUGAAAAUAUUCAUUCACAUCAUCUCUCAAGGAGGUAAAGGGGCGGAGGAAGCUGCCGAGAAUCGGAAUUACUUGUCCGGCAGAAUGUCGGACGAGUUGAACGAGAUCAUUAGAGUGCUGCAACUGACGACGUACGACGAGGAAGAAUGGGACGCCGACCAGCUGACCGUACUGAAAAAGGCUCAAAGCGCCAUAGAGUCUCGAAUAAGAGCCGCGUACGACUGGUUGGACGACGGACUCGCUUUGCGCGGCGGAGUAGGAGAAAAGAGUCUUCGGCAAAUAAUCCAACAGGCGCAAAGAUUGGCAGAAAGAUAUCUACCGCCCUCGCAAGCCGAACCGUUGCAAAAAUUAUCAUCGCAAAUCGCUACCAUGACCAACGCUCUUUGUGAACUGAGGCAAAAUGAGAAAGGAACUACGCCGCAGGCAGAAGCCCUGGCACGUGGUAUAAAGGAGAAGACGAAUGAACUUCGCAGCGCUAUCGCCUCUGCCAUAGUCUCCGCUGAUAAAUCCGGAACUACGCAAACGGCUCACACGGUCGCGGGUCGUUUAGAACAAGCAAACAAGUGGCUUCUUAAUCCGCAACAGGAUGACAAAGGACUCGGUCAGAGAGCCAUAGCUUUAAUCAUACACGAGGGGAAAAAGAAUCAGCAACACGUGGCGAGCGUCGCCGAGGGUCUGCCGGGAAUACACAAAGCAGAGAUUUUACAAUUGUGCGAACAAGUCGACGACCUUUCCCAUCAACUCGGAGAUCUAUGCGCUCACGGUCAAGGAAACACUCCUCGCGCUCAAGAGAUCGCUCGUCAGCUAUCGCACAAGUUGUACGAGCUCAAGAACAGAAUACAACAGGCCGUUGUGUCUAGAGUGGUUGAAGAUUUCAUCGACAUAACUACGCCGCUGAAGCAAUUUACAGACGCUGUGUUGGCACCGAUCGGCACUCUGGGCCGCGACCAAAACUUUAACGACAAAACGCAUGCUCUUCAGACGUUUUCCAAUAGGGCGGCCAAGACUGCCAGGAUGGUGGCUGCCGGAGGAAGCGGAGGAAACAAGAAACUCGCGGAAGCAUUGACCGCGAGUGCCUCGCAGGUCGAGUCGCUGACGCCGCAAUUAAUCAACGCUGGACGCAUUCGUAUGACCUAUCCGGACAGCAGGGCGGCCGAUGAACAUUUUGAGAAUCUGCGACAACAGUACGCGGAAACGAUGCAACGAGCGCGCGCGUUGUGCGACGAAGCGACCGAUAGUGGAGAUUUCAUCAGGACCUCGGAGGAACAGAUGCAGAAACAUUCGUUCCUCUGCGAGGAGGCAAUCGCAAAGAGCCAUCCUCAAAAGAUGGUCGACAACACCGCCGCGAUCGCCAGACUGGCCAACCGAGUGAUACUCGUGGCGAAGCAAGAGAGCGACAACAGCGAAGAUCCUGCUUUCAUUCAAAGAGUCAAUCGUGCCACGGAUAUUCUUCAAAACAGCGUGGCUCCAAUGGUUCAAGACGCGAAACUGGUUGCAAUUAACAUUAGCGACAGUAACGCGAUUUCACGUUGGCGAGAAAGCAACCGGACGCUCCUGACUAACGUGGGACAAGUUCGUAAGGCCAUAGUCGUUCAACCAGAUUUGAUACCCCCGCCAGAAAUAUCGCAGCUACAUCUCAACGACGAAACAAAACAAUUGCCAAGCCGUCGAUAUAAUUACUUCACCGACAAAGUUGGUGAACCGUUGAGAAAUCAGCCUUCGCCGAGCAAUUUAUGUGUCAUCAGCACUAGUCUGAACACAAAUAAACCCCGGUCCGUCAGUCCGUUACCAAAGUGGGCACGCGAAGGAGAUAAUCCAGAUCUCCUCUAUCAAGAACUGGCUUCUGACAACGAGUUGGAAAAAUCAGUUCACGACGGAGACUACCAUUACGAUUAUGAUGAUGACGAUGAAGUCGCUCCACCGCGUCCACCGUUACCCGGUGGAGAUGUCCCACCUCCUCGACCUCCGCCGCCAGAGACGGACGACGAGGACGAAAUGUUCAUGCACGCACCGCAGCCUAACCAGCCUAUAAUGAUGGCUGCUCACGGCUUGCACCAAGAAGUGCGACAGUGGUCGAGCAAGGACAAUGAGAUCAUUGCCGCUGCGAAGAAGAUGGCAUUCUUAAUGGGCAGAUUGUCGGGUUUAGUGAGAGGAGAAGGUGGCAACAAGAGGGACCUGAUCGCUUGCGCCAAAGCCAUCGCCGAAGCUUCUCAGGAAGUGACUCGUCUGGCUAAAGAAUUGGCCAGAGAGUGUACCGACAAACGUAUUCGUACGAAUCUUCUCCAAGUCUGCGAACGCAUACCUACGAUUGGUACGCAACUAAAAAUAUUGUCAACAGUGAAAGCUACCAUGUUGGGCGCACAAGAGACGCUCCCCACCUGGGAAGAGUUGAUGCUUUAUGGUACGGAAGAAGAUCAGGAGGCAACAGACAUGUUAGUCGGGAACGCCCAGAAUCUGAUGCAGAGCGUGAAAGAAACGGUUCGCGCGGCAGAGUGCGCCAGCAUAAAAAUACGCACCGCGUCUGGUAUGAAAUUACGCUGGGUGCGACGCCAGCCUUGGUAUCAAUACUAAAGUAAUAGGUUGCAACGAUGAAAGUGAAUUACGACUAAUACAGGUAAAAUUUCCCAAUACUAGAUAAUAAUAGUAGAUUGUAAAAGUCUCGGUUCCGCAUAAUAUGAAAGUGUCCUAACGAGGGACGGGCGGUCAGGUUUUCUUAACGGCAGAUUUCGGACCGCUUUGUACCGCGGUUCGGAUCGCGUUCUUCUUUUAAUAUACAGUUCAAUAGUCAUUUACACGUAUACACGACUAACUGAUAAUGUUCAUAACGUAACGAACGAGCUAGUGAUUAAAUAAGAUAAAAAUGUUGGAGAGAUUAUUCGGGCGAUGUAAAAGCUGAUGCAGUUAAAGAUAUUUUCAGACGAAACAUUUAAAGGGACGGAUCAGUUUACGAGAGUCUUGUUACACACACACUGUUACAUUGAAAACUGUAGGAGACGGUAAGAUGGAGAGCUCAUGCCUUAUAUAAAAUCACCAAUUUGCUGCGUAGUUUUUCACAUACCCGAGUGUAUUAGCUACACGUGUACAAAGCGCGGGCGGCGGCGGUCAAACUGGUAUACUAAAACCGAAGACGAUCGUUGCGCGAAAAUUUUUGUAUCCGAACGAAUAUAGAACGAGACAGACAAUUUUACCGUUGUGUGCCCGUCUCCUCGUUCGUUUUUCCACGAGGUAAACUUGUUUACGGCACGAUUAGUGAGAGAACAAAUUUUUCUCAAGAUGCCAUAUAUUAUAUAAUCGGAGAUGGUACGAGGUAUUUUUUCAAAGCCCGAAAAGUGGUCGAACACAACGGGUGCCGCAGAUACAUAGAAAGUAGCAGAAAAAAGCCUCGUCUGCAAUACUACGUGACGAGAAAAUCUAUUUUUGCAAGUUUUACCUAAUCGUUCUUUUUAGAGGAUUUACAUAGACGUCUUUGACGUAUACUCGUCCUUUCUAAACUGGUGCUAAACAUGUACGUGCAAUCUGUAUACAUACGAUUAUAUACAUAUAUUUAUAUAAGAACGAGCAAUUAUUGAGCCAAAUACGUGGAAUGAAUUUAACAAGGUAUUUUAAAAAGGAAAAUAGAUUUUAUAGCGUGAAAGAAUGUUUUAUAGCGCGUAAAACGAUAGUUUUGGUAAUCUGGUAAUAACGCCAGAUAAUUUCAUGUAAGACUUAAUUACCGUAAUAAAGAUCGAUUUUUAUUUA